CAGAUGAGAGGAACUGAGAAGGUUUGGACUACAAGAACACAUCAUCAAGAUGAAGAUUACUAUAGCAGUGGCCAUUGUCUUGGCUUUUAUGCAAGUUUGGUUAUUGGUGGCUACAGCAGCAGUUUCACCUGAUCCGGGACUGACGUGUAACUCCUGCUGCCAGGGCCCAGCCGGUAUACCGGGAAUCCCCGGAUCUAAUGGAAACCAUGGUCAAGGACUUGUAGGCCCGAGAGGUGAUGCAGGCUCCCCUGGUGAGGUAGGUCAACCCGGGGCUAAAGGAGACAAGGGGUCAAAUGGACUGGAUGGUGAGCCAGGCGCUAAAGGUGAUCAUGGACUGCAGGGAGAUCAAGGAGUCGGUCAACCAGGGAAACAAGGACCUCAAGGUCUGCCUGGGAUGAAUGGUCUGAAGGGGGAGAGAGGUGAACCUGGACCAGCUGGACAGACUGGUGAAGCAGGUGAAUGUAGUACGCGACGGUCUGCCUUCACUGCAGUGAGGAAUAGCCCCUUCAGCCCCCCAUCCUAUUGGGAUCUUCUGCCCUUUGAAGAGUUAUUGUUUUCCGAGGAAGGGACUGAUUUCAACUUGAAUAACGGCACGUUUACGUGUAAUGUGCCUGGGGUAUACGUAUUGAUGUUCUCAGUCUAUACAUCAUCAGGUGGGUCUUACCUAUAUGUCCAGCUGAGGAAGAACGGUAACACCAUUGUUACAGGGAGUGUAUACGAUGCAGGUUCUCAUCAAGUGAGCAGCAGUGCAGUGAUUCCCCUGCACUAUGGAGAUCAAGUUCACUUAGCUGUACGCGGUUCAGUAUGGAGUAGCUCUAACCAUUACACGUCUUUUACUGGAUUCCUGCUGUACGAAAUCUAAAUCAAACAUAAAAACACACGGAAACGUUUAAAUGUUUUAUAUAACGCUUUAUGUGUUUCGAAAUACAAUAAUCACCUAGUUAAUUGUGUUUAGAUGGGGCAGUUUGUUUAGAUGAAUAUAAUAAAUAAACAGUUGUUUUAAUGCACGUAGGACAAUUAGUUUGAUUAAAAACGUUAUGUUUUAGAGCGUGGUAUUGCAAACGUGUUUAUUGUGGCGAAAACAUUAAAAUGUGUUGUUUUUUCUGUCACGUUAAAAGUGCGAUAAAUAUCAGUUCAUCUUUUUUUUUUUUUUUUUAAUCACAUCUUCGGGAAAAUUUUAUAUUUCUACUGUAAUUCCGAGGGUGCAAUGAUGAGUCUUUUAAACGACUCUGCGACAUUCAUUUUCCAAAAUGAAACUACGCAAUAAAAAACCGACAGUUUAGUUAAUAGUAUAUAAAAACAACUGUAACUUUAUAUUCCUUGAUGGAAUUCAUUAUGGCCGCCGGUUAUGCCUGCAAUUUUUAUUCAAACAUUUUAAAUUGGUGGAAAAGGCUGUACCCUGUUGAAGCAACAAAAUACAAAUAAUUCACAUAACAACUGGUAACAGUUGUCUUAUGUUGAUAUCUUAUGAUAUUAAACAAAAUAAUGAUAACUUCUGAUCAAAAGGUCAUAGCGUUUUAAAGUUCCUGGAAAACAUUUCUUUUGUGUCUUCCUUUCCCGAACACGUCUCGAUAUUGUGAAACAUAUAACUCUUCCUCGUAGUUUUGCGUGAGUUUGUUUUUAAAAGAGAGAGCACCUUUUGAAUGCAGAUGAAACAUUGGGUAUUCGUUUUGAACAACCUUUGUAUAAAACGUUUGAUGAUGUCACAAUUACUUGUUAAAGAGGGGAUGCACAUUUCUGUACGGCGAUUGGUUUAACCGUCAAAACGGCAUGAAACCAAUCUUGCUGUAUCAAGAAGGUUUACCAACAAAAAAAAAGCACAAUCUUACUGUGAAUUUGGAAAAUACAAUUUUCCUCAUGAGCUGGUUACACAAUAUUGCAUUUUAUUUUGAUCUCCCUUACUACAUAAAAGUGUCGUUGGCAGUAAAAUUAAACAAAAAACAUUAGAGGUCCUCGAAACCAUUUGUGUUUAAUGUUUGCAUUAACGUUAGAAUACAUGAGAUAAUAAUUGAUACAUAUAUUGCUACAAAUCAUUAUUUCUCAACAAACUAUUAAUCAUUAUUUUAGUGUACUAACGUUAAGAUAUAUAUCAUAGUUCUAUAAAUAGUGUAUUUUGUUUGUUUAAAUAAGUACAUUUAUAGUAAUAAACAGUGACGUAGUAUCAA
Messenger RNA from Asterias rubens (European starfish), 2165 nucleotides. RefSeq names its product complement C1q and tumor necrosis factor-related protein 9-like. Gene Ontology annotation, molecular function: protein binding. The transcript is spliced from 2 exons. The record is from RefSeq and is a predicted model, not a curated record. NCBI's taxonomy places the organism in Eukaryota, Metazoa, Echinodermata, Asteroidea, Forcipulatida, Asteriidae. Bases 50 to 862 code for a protein of 270 amino acids.